UACUUCUAAUUUUACGCCUUUAACUCAAGAUAUGAACGUUCAAUCUGAUUUUGUGAAAGAAUUAUCUUUCCAUACUAGAUAUAAUGACUUUGAUGUUUAUGAAUUUAAUAACAAUGAAACUGGCCAAAUUUUUGUUACUUGGAAUACUACAAAUAUACCUUGGAAUAUUACAAAUAGGAUUAUUCUUUCAAACGGUGUUUCUGGUUCCACUACCUCUUUUGUUUCUCAAUAUCUUCGAGAAGUUGGCCAG
Molecule: messenger RNA, 250 nt
Organism: Racocetra persica
Lineage: Eukaryota; Fungi; Glomeromycota; Glomeromycetes; Diversisporales; Gigasporaceae
Source: the annotation of a GenBank genome assembly